This is a messenger RNA of Bolinopsis microptera, 4499 nucleotides long. RefSeq names its product Fanconi anemia group D2 protein-like. Gene Ontology annotation, biological process: interstrand cross-link repair; mitotic intra-S DNA damage checkpoint signaling; homologous chromosome pairing at meiosis. Gene Ontology annotation, cellular component: condensed chromosome; nucleus. The transcript is spliced from 14 exons. Gene Ontology annotation, molecular function: DNA polymerase binding. Bases 41 to 3997 code for a protein of 1318 amino acids. NCBI's taxonomy places the organism in Eukaryota, Metazoa, Ctenophora, Tentaculata, Lobata, Bolinopsidae. The record is from RefSeq and is a predicted model, not a curated record.
UUUCAACACUACUAUAUAACAAAUAAUUUGAGCGGAAGGUAUGAAGCGGAAAAAGGGAAAUGUUAGUAUAGCAAGCAGUAACAAAAGAACCAGACCUCAAGACUCGGAGUUAGGAGAGUUUCUUGCUCCUCUUGGUAUCUCUCUGGGAGCAGACAGACAUGGUUCCUCCAGCGAAGCUGAUACCAUCGUCAGGGAACUGAGUAUUAAACUGCUGGAUACACAGACAAGGGACAACUUCUUUACAAUCCUACAGGACUUCAUUGAUAACAUUGACAAUCUAAAAGUGGCCAUGUUGCCCCUGUUGAAAGAGGACAACACCACCCAUUUUAACAGUGAGUCUCUGAUUAGGAUCCUGCUCCGGGUCCCCCCUCUGUCGGAACCUUUGACCGAGUUGUUACUUGAAAAACUCCCUGUUGUUUCGGAAGACAGAAACUGUAACAUAGCCGCCCUGAUUGUUUCACAGUUACGAUGGAUGAACUCCCUCUCCUAUGACGUCAUAAUCACUAAACUAAACGAAGUUUUGUCGGUGUGUCCGCUUCCGGUGCAGAAAGAGAUGAUAUCAGGACUACCCGAGAUACUAUCAGAUGACCGACACGAGGCAGCGUGUGCUCUGUUACUGGACCAUAUCUCCACGUUGGAUCUGGUGCCGUGUAUCCUAGAGGCACUCAGUGAACUCACGCUCAGUAACAAAAUGCUCGAUAAAGUAUACGAGUCAGUAGAAGAGUUGUUGUCAGCUCUGAGCGCUGAUUCAGUCCCAUCAGCGCUGCGUUUCCUGCUCUCCACAGCUCCUCCUGAUAAAGCAGUCUCCAGCAUUAGGGAACAUAUUGACUUUCAGUCGCUCUGCCAGUCAGGCGAAGGGAUGGAAGCGGAGGGGCUCUCAAUGGAAUGUCUGGAGCAAAUACUAAGGUUCCACAACAAGACCCAAAAAUGCUGGCUAACCCAACUCCACUCGUCCACCAGUCUGACGGUGUUUGACUUGCUAGUCUAUCUGAUACUGUACAGAGUUAAUCACAAACCCAAACAAGUUCUCAGUUCCAUCAGACUUCAUCUCAAGGAGGGAACUCUCAACUCUACCCUCAUUCAGGAGCUGUAUAAGAAUCACGGAAAGACAGCUGCACUUUUCAACACUGAGCAGCUCCGGAUAUCACACAGUUUACUCCUCUCUUACCCUGAACACCCUCUACCUUCUCUUCUCUAUCUCUCUGUUUUUACCCAUGGAGACAUGCACGCCCAACAGGAAGUGAUCGGUUCACUGAUUUCCCACAUAGGUAGUGGGCAAAGCAAGGAAGUAGAUGCUGGUAUCCGUACUUUGGGACUCAUCAAGGACUCUACUGAUAAGAGUGUUGAUAGGUUCAGUUCCCUGUUAAAUGGGCUCCUGGAUUAUCUCAAUACUUUGUCUAUUUCCCAAGCAAGAGAGGUUCUGUACCUACUAGUGCGGAUAUCCUCGAGCGGGUCCUGUAGAACAGUAGAUGAUAUCCACAUUAUAACCCGCAAGUACCUGUCCCAUUCAAGCAACAAACUCCGUAAACUUGGCAUUAUCGGCUCAUGUGCUCUAGUUCAAGCGCUCUCCACAGAGUCAGCAACAAAAGCAAAGUCUUUCCUUGACAAGGUUCAGGGGUCGCUAACACAAGCCCCUGAGCUGGUGGCACUGUUUUACGAUGAGUUGGCUGGGUGUAUCGCUAGUGGGACUGUGAGUACGGAGAUUGUGCAGCUGCUGUAUGAUAAAUCUGUGGACAGGUUCCAGACGGUCUUUAUCUCGAGGGAACCGCUUGAUACUGAUAGUCAGGAGCGAGAUAUACUGUGUCUAGAGGGAGCAGACACGUUAGAAAAUGAUGAAACUGGUCACAUCAGCAUCAACCUCUGGCACUGUGUUCAGUCAGACGACCCAUCAGAACUCAUGACCCUGUGUCCGCUUCUCAGACUUGUUGGAGCGUCCUUGGCAGUCCUGGAAAACAACAGCAUGGAAGAUAUAGACUCAAUCUUAGGAUGCUAUAUCCGCGCUCCACCUCUGGAUGAUAUCAUUUCCUGUGAUAAGUCUACAGUUGGACUGCUGGCACUGAUAAACCUGGUUAUUGAGCAGAUUAAUGUGUUCCAUGUUGAACGGAGACGCUCAAUGAGGAACAAACUUCUCAAACGAGUGAAGUUGCUGCAGGAGCUUCUAGGAAUGUUGAGACAGGUUUCUGUUGUAGAUGGCAUGAUACCAAUGGUGUUUGACCUAGUAGAGGACUUGGGCACGAAUAAGAGCAAGAAGGGACAGAGCUCGAAGAGUGUUUUAGACGAAAGUGAAGCUAACAUUUCGAAGGACAUCCUUUCAUUCGAUCCUGCGAGGAGUGGUACCAUGAAAACAUCAACACAGCUGAACAAGACAGACAAUGAAGCUGACGUCGGAGCAGCUGCUCUAUCAAAACCUAAAAAACAUGUCUCCUCUUGGUCCUCGGUUGGGAAGUUUAAGGGUUUCAUCAGGGAACUUGACAUUCGAACAAUGACGAUUCUAAACCAAUGCACAGAGUCUACGAUAGCUUCAAAUGAAAGUAGUGACCAAUCAGAUGUGCAGCUCUUGACUGUGGGUUUACCGGAGACGUGCAUGAUGUUAGAGGAUCUUCUGUCAAAGUGCAAAUUCAAACUGAAGGCAGCCAGCGUGUUCAGCAGACCUGACAACUCGUUAGGUUUCUCCAGGGUAGCUUCACUGUCGGAAACCAAGUUCACACAACAGAUUCUAGCCAUUCUUCCAGGUCUGUGUCAAACCAUGGAGGAUAACGUGUCUAAAUGUAAAGAUGCAACAGAUGACUCUCAAGCGAACGAUCCAGAUCAAUCUAACAUGAACUCAACUCAAGAAGAAAUAGCUAUGAUGGAGGACAGCCCAUUUAGUGUCAAGAUUUUCGAACUAGUCUUCAGUAUUUUAGAGCUUGUUUUCAGCUGGUCUGGUUUCGCGAACAACAGCCAAAUAUCCACGGAAUGUUUCAGUAUUCUUAGCUCUCGUUCUCAGAACAACACCCAGGGACCGUUAUCAGUUCGCAGAAAACAUGCGCUUCAAUAUCUGCUAAACUUCGAAGAGUCUUGUCAAAGUUUCAGCUCAACUCUGAAUCUCCUCAAAUGUUGCUCUGUCAUCAGCGACUCAACGAACCAGCGUCUGGCUGAUAUCUGUAAAGGUUGUCUCCAGAAAGAUUGGGAUAUAACAGCAGAUGAGAAAGAGAAUAAGGUGAGGUUUAACGAGGGGGUCGGGUACCUAGUCAGCACAUUCCUAUCAAAUUCCUCUGAGAGUAAAGGGGACCUCCUAGACUUCCUGGUAGAGCAACUUGAUGUCGUUGUCAAGAAAGACGAGGACGUAGAGAAGAUAUUCCCCACUUUCAGUCGAGCAACCCUGCCCACAAUUUAUAAGAUCGUUUUGACAAAACUUGUGGAGCACCAGAAAUCUAUUCCCUCUGAUAAAGAGAACGGUUUUGACAUUCUAACCAAUUGUGUUGGGAACUUUGCCAACUUGAUAAACUACAUAAAAGUUGUCAACUCCCGUCCUUUGUUAAGGUCAGCCCUUCUUUUUGGCCAAAAGUUUCUUGAUGGUUUCUUGACCAUAGGACUACCACUUCUUAGCCCUAUGAUCUCAGACAGUUUCGUUGAAGUUCAGAGCAUCUUGAAAAAAAUCCAAACUUCAACCAGAUUCCUUCAUCACGUGACUUGUCACUCCAAGAGUUCUAAAGAUAUUGCCUUGACUGCCAGAGUGCCAUUGCUGAAGAAGUUUUUAGAGGCAUUCGUUCUGAAAGUUAAAGCUAUUUUUGCGCAGCAUGGGUGUACUGAUGCUUUCUGGGUCGGUAAUUUGAAGCAGAGAAAUUUGAAAGGAGAAGAAAUCGUAUCCCAGCAAGUUGAAGAAGAGGAUGAGGAUGAGGAGGAGGAUGUUGAUGCAGAUCUCAGUGAGUUGAGUCUGGACUCAGAUGAAGAGGACAAUAGUUCUCGAACAGGACCUGAUGAAGAGAAUUCGGACAGCAUGUCAAUCGGAUACUAACGAAAGAAGAACUAACUAGUCACAAAUAAAGUUGUUAACAAGCACGUUGUAUCGGUAGAUUUUCUAUUUUACUAUUUCAAUUCCAUGUUUUAUGUAGAAAUCACUAUUUAGGUGGACUUAUUUCCUACGGUUUCUUUUUUUGACCCUGAUAUGACCCUUUAUGCAUCGCGUUACUCGGGUUGAAUUUUUCAAUUUCGUACCUUCCGGUACAUAUUGCUUUUUAUAAUGAUAUAUACAUUUCACAGACGUAAUUUAUUUAUUUUUAAUCAAUAUACAUUUGACUUCAUAAUGCAUAAUGUCGGACGUAAAUUUGAUUGUACUUUCAUACUUUUGUAAUGUAAGUUACAUCGUGAAUCAUAAUGAUAUAAUAUAGUCUGAUCGGUGGCAUUUUUAUUCUUCUUUCAAAGAAUAGUGUUCGCACAAGCCAGUCAUUUAAUAGUAAAUAGAUCAUGUUUUUUUUUUACUUUAGUUCAAUCAAGCUAUACCUACUACAAGUUUAACG